Molecule: messenger RNA, 1411 nt
Organism: Cucumis melo (muskmelon)
Lineage: Eukaryota; Viridiplantae; Streptophyta; Magnoliopsida; Cucurbitales; Cucurbitaceae
Product: transcription factor MYB73-like
Exons: 1
Coding region: 115-972 (285 amino acids)
Biological process (GO): regulation of DNA-templated transcription
Cellular component (GO): nucleus
Molecular function (GO): DNA-binding transcription factor activity, RNA polymerase II-specific; RNA polymerase II cis-regulatory region sequence-specific DNA binding
Source: RefSeq, a predicted model, not a curated record
UGCCCAACAACCCCUGUUUGGAAACGGUUAGAAAAAUCUCCCAUUUAUUUCUCUCCUCUUUCUUCUUCUUCAAUUAAACUUCAAAACCCUAAACAUCCAAAUCCAAACUCCGCCAUGGUUUUGAUCGGAAUCGCCCUCCCAAAUCACAACAACAAUACAAAUUCAAACAACAACAGCAAUCAUAAUCAUAAUCGAGUUAAGGGGUCGUGGAGUCCUCAAGAGGACGCUACCUUAAUCAAAUUGGUUGAACAGCAUGGCCCUAGAAAUUGGUCUUUGAUCAGCACUGGAAUUCCUGGCCGUUCCGGUAAGUCCUGCCGUUUGCGUUGGUGUAAUCAGCUCAGUCCCGCGGUUCAGCAUCGUCCGUUUACUCCAGCGGAGGAUGCUGUGAUUGUUCAAGCGCACGCUGUUCAUGGUAACAAAUGGUCCACCAUUGCUCGCUUAUUACCUGGCCGAACCGACAAUGCGAUUAAGAAUCAUUGGAAUUCGACGCUUAGACGCCGUCGUGAUGCCGAUUUGUCGUCUGAUUCCACGGCGUUCUUGAAGCGGCCGAGUUAUGAAGUUUCUAGGUCGGCGUCGGAUGAUGAUGAUAACGAUGAUGAUGAUUCGGAAGCUUCUUUGAAGCGUACGUGUUUUAACCGGAACAGCGUUGGAGGAGGAGAACCGGAGACGUCGUUGAGACUGUCGUUGCCGGGAGAGGUGGUGGUAGCGGCGGAGAUGGAUGUGAGAGUGAAGGAGGAGGUGACGGUGGAGAGCGAAAAGAACGACGAACGGCGACGGGUAGUGGCGGCGGCGGAGGAAGAGAAAGGGAAUCGGAAAAGGGUGGUGGAUGAGAGUAGUUUGGCAACCAUAAUGCAGAGGAUGAUAGCCCAGGAGGUUAGAAAUUACAUAGAUAGUUUACGGGCACGUGGUGGGCUUGGAAUUGGGCCUGGAGUUGGGCCUGGGCUGGAUCCUUCAGCCCAAGAAACUCCAUAGAGUAAUUCCCCUUUUUCUUUCUUAUCCCAUCUUUGGUUGUUUGAUUUGUUGGGAUAAGAUUAAAACAUACGAGAAGAAGAAGAAAAGAAAAGGAAGAAAGAAAACUUAUGUCUUUUUUUUUUUUUUUUUUUUUUCUUUGAGAUUAUAGUGUUUGGAUAAAGAGAGAGAAAAAAAAGAGAAGUUGUGAACUAGAUGGGCAGUUUAGAUUUUAGUUUUUAAAGGGGUUUGGUGUUAAAAUAUUUUAAUCUCCCUUUUUCUUUUUUACAUAGUGACAAAAAAAAAAAAAAAGAACAAAAAAGGGAUUUUAGGGUAUAGGAGUUGAAUGUGGGGUUGUGUUGUUUAUUUGUUGGUUUAAUUAAGAGGUUUAAGGAUUUGGUUGUUUCAUGUUUUAUUUAAAGGGUCAUUAAGAAUUGAAUUGGAAGUACCAUUUUGUUGGCUA